Molecule: messenger RNA, 540 nt
Organism: Vicia faba (fava bean)
Lineage: Eukaryota; Viridiplantae; Streptophyta; Magnoliopsida; Fabales; Fabaceae
Source: the annotation of a GenBank genome assembly
AUGCUGAAACAUUCUUCCGUGCAAUGUCAAGUGUUGACAAAGACGUUGCCACAUGGAAUGUUAUGGUUAAUGGUUAUUGUAAUAAUGGUAGAGUUAAUGAUGCUCUUCGGUUGUUCAGUCAAAUGCCUCACCGAGGAUGGAUACUUUUAUGCGGUGAAAGAGGUGUCUUUGUUGGAUGAUGGUAACCAGAGAAGACAAAGCAUUUUCCAACUUCAGCAGGAAAUAUCUCUUUUGAGUAGGUUUCAACAUGAGAACAUAGUUCGAUAUUAUGGCUCGGACAAGAAUGAAAGCACACUGUAUAUAUUCCUUGAGCUUGUGUCAAAAGGGUCAUUAGCCAGUCUUUAUCAAAGUUAUCACCUAAAUGAUUCUCAAGUUUCUGCACACACAAGACAGAUUUUAAAUGGCUUGAAGUAUCUUCAUGAAAAUGAUGUGGUCCACAGGGAUAUCAAGUGUUCUAAUAUACUGGUUGAUGUAAAUGGUUCAGUCAAGCUUGCCGAUUUUGGGUUAGCAAAGGCAACAAAAUUAAAUGAUGCUACUUGA